Molecule: messenger RNA, 1696 nt
Organism: Cydia splendana
Lineage: Eukaryota; Metazoa; Arthropoda; Insecta; Lepidoptera; Tortricidae
Product: L-threonine ammonia-lyase-like
Exons: 9
Coding region: 41-1297 (418 amino acids)
Biological process (GO): L-threonine catabolic process; L-serine catabolic process
Molecular function (GO): L-serine ammonia-lyase activity; threonine deaminase activity
Source: RefSeq, a predicted model, not a curated record
UCUUAUUAUUUUAUGAACAUUUUAGGAGGACUAUGAAAAAAUGGAACAGCCACAUGUAUUAAAUUUCAAUGAUGUAAAACAGGCAAUAGAAAACAUAGAAGGGAGUGUUAUUCACACCCCACUUUGUGAAGCAAAAAUAAGUAAAUACAUGGAUUAUAAUAUUUACUUGAAAUGUGAAAAUCUGCAAUAUACUGGAAGUGUCGCAGAGCGCGGUGUCCGCAACGCCUUCUGCUGCUCGGAGUCCGCGGCCAAACGAGGAGUUGUUGUGCCUUCGAACGGCAGCAUGGCUCUGGCAGCCGCCUACCACGGCAGGGCCCUCGGUGUUCCGGUGAUGGUGGUGCUCCCGGAGCGCACGCCGCCGGCGCUCGUGCACCGCUGCUCGGAGCUCGGCGCAGACGUGGUCUUAUACGGGGAAAAUAUUCAAGAUGCGACCAACUACGCACAGAAAGUGGCUGAUGAGAGCCACCGGAUAAUAAUGAGAUCAGACGACCCCGCCGUAAUGGCAGGACUGGGCACAGUGGGUGUGGAGAUAGUUACGCAGCUUCCGGAACUGGACGCGGUGAUCGUGCCCGUGGCGAGCGGUGCACUCCUCGCAGCAGUUCUCGUUGCUUGCAAGAAGCUCAAGUGCUCCUGCCUUGUUUAUGGAGCGGAAUGCGCAAAAGUUCCGAAGAUGAUGAAGGCGCUGCAGGCUGGGAAGCCGACGAAUGUGCCGGUCGUAUCCAAUCUAGCCGAGGGGCUUAAUGCAUCUUCUGUGGGCGCUAACGCCUUUGCCACAAUCAGGGGCAAACUUGAUAGAAUGCUGGUAGUAGAAGAGUCGUCGAUCGCACAAGCCAUGGUGAGCGUGCUGGAGCGCGAGCGGCUCGUGGCCGACGGCGCGGGAGUCUGCGCCGUGGCCGCCGUCAUGCAGGGGCUCGUGCCCGAGCUGAGAGGGAAACGUGCUGUGUGCGUGAUAAGCGGCGGCAACAUAGACUGCGGCAGUCUGUCGCGCAAUAUCCAGCGUGGUCUGGGCGCCAGCGGACGGCUUCUUCGCUUUGCCGUCCCCGUUCCCGACCAUCGGAACGGUCUGGCGAACCUCGCUAAAGUUGUAUCGGAACAGAACGUAGUGCUGAAAAGCAUGGUCACUGAUCAGAUGCCCGUGUAUUGUGAUGUUGGAGCUACUUGGGCCAAUGUGGUGGUUGAGACGGGAAGUGAUGAGCAGGCGGCAAGCUUCAAGGACCGCGUCAGGGAUGUGUACCCUCGUGCCAGAUUUACGAUUAGCGACUUAGACGACAAACAAAAACAUUCGUGUCGACCAUAGUAUCAUCUUAGAUAACAAACUUUAUGGUAUUUCGAACUAACAUGGUAUUUGGCAUUACAACUACUAUUAAAACACAGGGCGUUUUUACUUCGUACAGUCACCUGCAAUAAUAUACAUACAUUUGUUUUUUGAAUGAUAAAUGCAGUUUUUAAACAGUAGCAAUACACAAAGGAUUUUUUUUUAAUCUUUUAAAUUAAAGCUCUUUGUAUGAAUCUUUAAAGUUACUAUUGUACAAGUUUGUUGCAUAUUAUAGUUCCAUUUUUAGUAGCGGAUUGGUGUAAACGCUUACUGGAAGUGUAAAGUCCUAACAAUCUUCUCUUUUAUGUCAUUAUUCAUAUUCAAGUCUUUAGUUUCAUAUUUAACUUGUGACUGUCAUAAAAACGGAAGGAAUAAAAAUUA